Molecule: messenger RNA, 3156 nt
Organism: Orbicella faveolata
Lineage: Eukaryota; Metazoa; Cnidaria; Anthozoa; Scleractinia; Merulinidae
Product: octopamine receptor beta-1R-like
Biological process (GO): G protein-coupled receptor signaling pathway
Cellular component (GO): membrane
Molecular function (GO): G protein-coupled receptor activity
Source: RefSeq, a predicted model, not a curated record
GCAAUUCCCCAAGCCUGACUAUCAAAUAACAACAAUAUUUUUAAUGCCGAAACUCUCCAGUGAAGAGAUAAUAGUUUUUUCGCUCAGUUUCAGCUUUUUACCUAAAGUAACUGUAUUUCGGUGAAGUCACCUCAAAUGCGCAAUACACUGUUGUUGCAUUGGCGUGGGGUGGAAGGUAUUAAUGAAUCCUUGAUGAUAGCUUAGCAAUAUAACUUUUAGGUGGGAAACCGUAUUUUCGUUUCCUUAAUCACAUAUGAAUAGUUGACUGUUGACUUUGGCUGCCUAUGUGAAAGCUACUUCGACGACUGAAAUGAGUGGUUUCCAUGUUUAAAAUUCAUAAGUUACAAAUAUCGUAUCACACAGGUGCUUCAUUCUUAACUGACACGAAUCGUGUUAAAUUUGAAUACAAAAUACAGUCUAAGUACAGAUGAUGUGGUUGCUCACGCGAUCUACAGAUAAUUUUACCUUUUUUUUCAUAACCUGUUGAACUCACAGUCCGUUGCAGCUUUUGCCCAUUUUGUUUUCGGAUAGGUAAACUUUAUUUAUUUAUGAAACAGGUCCGAAUAUUCGGCUUACACCAUGAGAGAAAAUGAAAGUGCAUAUCUUUUGAAUUAAGCAAGGGCUGUCUCCGGUUGACGUCAUAACAGCAAUUAAAACUUCCUUGGGAGCGUAUUCGUUUCAUAAACGGAGGUGUUCCUCGCCAACACUAAUUUGAGGCACAAGAGGUCCUGAAGAAGAAUUCAACCGAUACCAUCAUGAACGACACCCAACAAAGAUUCACAGCACUCGAGCAAGAGCUUAUUUCUAGAGGGAGCUGGUUGGUUGGUAUUGAGUCUACGAUCUACCUCGUCGUGUUAUUGACCGCCGUCCUGGGAAAUAUCAUGUUAACGAUAGCAGUUUUCAAAACUCAAACGCUACAACGAACGCAGAACUAUUACUUGUUAUCUCUGGCAGCCACGGACAUCGUUAUUGCGAUCACGAGUAUGCCGCUGACACUUGUGGUGUUCAUACAAGGGACAUGGCCGUUUGGAAAUUUCAUUUGCCAACUGCAAGGGAGUCUGAUCUCGGUUUGCUCCACUGUUUCGCUGCUUACCUUGGGGAUGAUUGCCGUGAAUCGUUAUGUGAAGAUCGUAUGUUUACCAGGCCUUUACCAGAAGAUAUUCAGCAAGAAGAAUGUUUUCAUAUCCAUCGCGAUAUCUUGGAUUGCAAUAACGUUGGUCACGUUUGUUGCAUUUUCGUUUGGCGAAACAGUGUUUUUUUAUCACCCUGGAAAGGGUAUAUGCUGGGCGAAGGUGAACCUCAAAAGCGCAUUGGGGUUAUAUUGUACUAUAACGUACUCCCUUAAUAUGUCUUUAACGUAUUUAGCAAUCUAUUUCAGUUACUAUAAAGUGUUCAGGAAAAUCCGCGCGCAUUUUGCUCACGUCGCAAACUCUUCUCUUCACAGCGACAGCUCAAUUGCCUUCGCUGAGGAGGUUAAGGUAACAACAAUGCUAUUCGUUACCGUAGUCGCAUUUAUCAUUUGUUGGAUCCCCACAAACAUUGCGGAUCUGUACGAGAUCUUUGCUGGUUAUUACACCCUACCUAGACAACUUUAUUUUUUUAACAUCUUUACACUUGCAUGUAGCAGUGCUGUCAAUCCUCUGGUUUAUGGAUUCAUGAAAAAUGAAUUUAGAGAGGCCUAUAAAAAAGUACUAUGUGGAAGCGGUUGAAGAUUGAUUAUAUAUAUACACUGUAUAUGUUACAACAUCUUUCAUUAAAUAAUUUUAUUUUAUAAUUUAUAUAGGUCAAUUUUAGGUUUGCGUACGAAGUCAGUUCAAUUUCAAUAUAGAAUUUAGAGGUGACUUUAUGUAAAUUUCGGUGAAAAAUCGCCAGAUAGUAAUUGGAAUAAUCCUCCUUUAUAGUUUUACAAAACAUAUUAAGCGCAUUAUCGUGUCACUACUAAUUUAUCAUCGUCACUGAUUGCGCUGUGACUUCCGAGGUCAUCUGUUUGGGCAGUGAGAAAAAUGCGAAAACCACUAAUUGCAUUGACCAUAAGAAGGGAACUUAUGUGUGUCAUAAAAACCAUUAAUUUAAAUCUUUUGAUGUAUUCUGCUUAAUUUAUUAUAGAAACUCCACAAGUCCAAGAAGGGCGGCUUCACUUUCCGUAGCGUAGUUGCGUGAGCGAACGUGAAAAUAUUUAACUGUAAAUGUAAAUGUAUUCAUGAGCUUUGAAAAAUAUUUCUUUCGUCGCAAUAUAUUGACAUAAGUUUCUUCAUAAUGAGGUUAGAGAAUACAGUAAGAUUUGAAGAGUCAAAUGACAACCUUUUGUAUAAUUCACAAGAUCGGAAAUAAAUGGCUAGAAUGAAACCAUUAGUGUUGGUGUAGGGGUGCAAAUUAGCAUGGCGUCCUAUUAAGCCCACACAUUGUGAUUAUCGCUUCCUAUGUACUUAGUCGCCUUUUAAAUGGAAUCAGCUGCAAAGAUUGGGCAAAUGCCUUACCUUUUCUGUGUACUUUAUUUCUAAAGUUGACAUCCAAUCCAACAAAUGAGAAAUUUCACCAACCUGUCCGAAUUUGUGACCGAUUUUACAUCAAUUUUUAAUUAAUGUAAAUUGAUUUUGCAAGUUUUCCAAAAUGUUUUGGGGGCAUAUUGCUGGCAAACAGAAUGAACAACUAAGCGUUUUGAAGAUCACUCAUUUGAUAAUAUUUCAUCGCAAACCUAAUGAACUUUGGUCGCGUUUUUAAACAGAGUGAAACCUUUUAACUUCACAGUACUGUAAUACUUAAGAGUAGCGAAGUAGACUGAGUUUGUUAUUUGUAUUACUGCGUACUAGAUUGCAAUUAAUGUUAAAGUGUUUAAUAAUAAAAAUCAUCUCUGAUGUUAAGAGCUUUUUUAAAAAGAGCAGAACACGGACUUUUUAUCUGUUAGAAAAUUUGACUUAAUCUUUUACUGCCUUUGGCUGAGAAAUAUUGCAUACUACAGUCUUUUUACACAACUGGCUAGACACAUAUUACAAAAAUAUAUUUUUCAAUACAAUCUGCUUUUUAUCAAUUUAUCUUUGAAAUUGUAUUUAAACAAAUAAAGGGAUUGGAAUAGAUGGGAGUGCAAUUAAGAAUUUUCACUUCGAGUUAUAUUUGAAAAUUAUCUUAUAAUUGCACGUGCCUUUCGGGCACAAUCUG